Messenger RNA from Molossus molossus (Pallas's mastiff bat), 2281 nucleotides. RefSeq names its product TNF superfamily member 14 (gene TNFSF14). The coding region runs from base 1 to 726 and encodes 241 amino acids. Gene Ontology annotation, cellular component: membrane. Lineage: Eukaryota; Metazoa; Chordata; Mammalia; Chiroptera; Molossidae. The transcript has 4 exons. Gene Ontology annotation, molecular function: tumor necrosis factor receptor binding. Gene Ontology annotation, biological process: immune response. The record is from RefSeq and is a predicted model, not a curated record.
AUGGAGGAGACAGUGGUGCAGCCCUCAGUGUUCGUGGUGGGUGGACAGAUGGACAUCCCAUUCAGGAGGCUGGAGAGCAAAGCCCGGAGACAGCCCUGCAGUGCCGCCAAGUUGAGUCUGGGCCUCCUGCUGCUGAUGAUGGUGGCUGGGCUGAUGGUGCAGGGCUGGUUUCUGCUCCAGCUGCACUGGCGCGUGGGGAAAAUGGUCACUCCACUGCAGGAGCAAGGUGCAGGAUCCUUGAAGAAGCUGGUACAAGGGCGGAAGUCCCGCCAGGCCAAUCCAGCAGCACAUCUCACAGGGGCCAACUCCAGCUUGACCAGCAGAGGGGGCCCGCUGCUCUGGGAGACAAAGCUGGGCCUGGCUUUCUUGAGGAACUUCCACUACCGUGAUGGUGCCCUAGUGGUUGCGCGAGCUGGCUACUAUUACAUCUACUCCAAGGUGCAGCUGGGUGGUGUGGGCUGCCCGCAGGGGCUGACCAACGGCCUGCCCAUCACCCACGGCCUCUACAAGCGCACGCCUCGCUAUCCAGAGGAGCUGGAGCUGCUGGUCAGCCGGCGGUCGCCCUGUGCGCGAGGGACCAGCACCCGCAUCUGGUGGGACAGCAGCUUUCUGGGUGGCGUGGUUCACCUUGAUGCUGGGGAGGAGGUGGUCGUCCGUAUGCCAGAGGAGCGCCUGAUCCGACUUCGUGAUGGCACCCGGUCCUACUUCGGGGCUUUCAUGGUGUGAAGGAAGUCGUGAUGGUGGAUUGGAUGGGGGCCUGACCACAGAGGUUCAGGAGACAGAAAACCUGACUUUGGAGGAUAUCCCAGGAACCCUAAAACUCGGCAGCUUGGGAGUCAUCAGGCACCACCAGGGGCCAAAAACUCAGCCACCCUUAGAGGUUGGAGAGGACCAAGAGAAAUUGCACACCCUGCCACAGACAAUGCUGGAAACAAAGACCCACAGACUUGGGGUCUGGAGGCCUCCAAACGGGAUAAAGCUAACCUGCCUGAUAUUUAGGAAGGAGGGUGGGGUGAGUAUGCUUCUGAUUCUGAGGAAAGUGGGACUUGGGGGUCCAGGGACUUGACUGAGAACAGGAAACCUCACUUUCCCCACCCUCACAAAUGUGGGCGGAGGUGGGGGGAAUUUAUCAUCCAGACUCAUCUAUGUGGAGAGCCCAGCCCCACUCACAGUCACAGUCACACUCAAGUUCUACCCACAGGCUUGUGGCCACACCUCAGCCUGGUCACCCAGUUACACUAAAAGACACAGGCACAGGGAUGUAUUGGUAAAUGUUUAAGAACCAGCUCUUCUGAGAGGAGAGAGCCUUCCUAGCAUUUGCCCAUUUCCAUGGUGUAAAUGCUCCCACCAUGGCUGGUUUCUGGCUACUGAAAUAUUAUCAGUCUCUGGCUGUAUCCAGGCACUGCUAAGCAGUCACAUCUCGCUAGGACACCACAGCUAUGCUCCAGUGCCCAGGCCAGGCUUGACACACAAUGGGCACUCAGAAAAUAUUUGAAGAAAGAAGGGAGGAAGGGAAGGAAGAGAGAGAGAGAAAGAACAGAAACCUAUAAAAUCACAGCUCCACAGACUCGAGGACACAAAGCAUCAGAUUCUCACACAAUCGCAUUCAAGGCAUUGCAAACACUUAGUCACUGACACUGAAUGAUAACCACAUACAAUAUAACACAAGUCAUCAUCACAACUCCCGGCACCUACAUGAGCCAUACAGUCACACACAUGAUCAUCACAUCCGUCUUCCACAUGCCACCUCACAGUCAGACUCAUCACAUAUAAACAUCAUGAUGACAAACACAUCACACACAUACACACACACACACACACACAGCCUGUAGUUCCUCUCAGCCAAGACAAACACUUCUUGGGUUGAGGAUCAGACUUUGUCUAUAACCCCUGAGCCCCUGACCACUGGUCUUGGAAUAAAUGGCAAAUGUUGUAUCUGGGUCUGUCUAGUCUUAAGGCAAGCAUUGCUUGUAGAGACAGAGGAAUAGAUGGAAUGAUGCAUAGAGGUCACUUUAUGGAUAAGUGCCUUGGUCUGCCUUCCCCUCAAAUCCACAAUUCCUGAGGAAGUGGAGGCUACAUCCUGCCCAGCACCCUUAUUGCAGACAUCUGGUACAGAGUAGCAGUCUGGAAGCUCAGUAUGAUUGGAAUCAUGGGAAGAUUGUGGGGGGAAGGGAACUAAUAAUAUGCAUACAGAUGAUCUGUGCAAAUGAACAUAUACUUGGGUGUGGCUGGAGAGAAAUCUUACUUCCAAGGACCCUAGGAUGAGGACUCAGACCCCAGA